AUGGCCACUCAGAGGGGGCACCCCACCUCCCGCCGCCGCCACCGCACCACCUUCAGCCCUGGCCAACUGCAGCAGCUGGAGGCGGCCUUCAGGGGGAACCAGUACCCUGAUGUCUGGGCCCGGGAGGGCCUUGCCCGUGACACCGGCCUCAGUGAAGCCAGAAUCCAGGUCUGGUUCCAGAACCGCAGGGCCAAGCAGAGGAAGCAGGAGAGGGUGCUGCCGCCACCCCCGCACCCCGCCUCCCCGGUCCCUUUCUCUGGGCUCCUGCCCCCCGCCCCUGCAGUCCCCUGCUGCUCCCCAGUGACCCCCGCCCCCGGGGCCUGUGGCCUGGGUCCACCGGGUUGUGGCUGUGCCGUCUCCUCCCAGCCCGGCCCCGCGCCUGCCCUGGCGAGACCCCUCCAGGCUGAAGACUGGUACCCCGGCUGGGCUCCGGCCUCCGCAGGCCACCUGCCCUGCCCCCCGCCUGCAGCCCUGCUCCCCCUUAUCCUGGAAUCCCCAACGUCCUGGAACUAA
Messenger RNA from Sorex fumeus (smoky shrew), 513 nucleotides. It is a transcript of the gene PROP1, whose product is annotated as PROP paired-like homeobox 1. The coding region runs from base 1 to 513 and encodes 170 amino acids. Gene Ontology annotation, molecular function: DNA-binding transcription factor activity, RNA polymerase II-specific; RNA polymerase II cis-regulatory region sequence-specific DNA binding. The transcript is spliced from 3 exons. The record is from RefSeq and is a predicted model, not a curated record. Gene Ontology annotation, cellular component: transcription regulator complex. Gene Ontology annotation, biological process: regulation of transcription by RNA polymerase II; pituitary gland development. NCBI's taxonomy places the organism in Eukaryota, Metazoa, Chordata, Mammalia, Eulipotyphla, Soricidae.